AUGCACACAAUUUUCCCGGCUGCGUUGCUAGCAGGUUACGUCGUAGCCUUCGUUGCCGCCGACGCCACCAACACGCUAGCUCAUGACAGCACGCUUUGGUGCCACGACAUACAGUACCUGGAAGCGAUUCUAGCAGCGAUAGACAAAGAAAUGAACAACCGGCAAAAGCAGCUACAAGUUGACGCUGAAUUAAUAGCCAAAUGGAAGCUGGCUGAAGCAGCAGCGGAACAAUGGCAUGAACGACGGAAGUACACGGCACUCUCGGUUGUAAUAGCAACAUUAGCAAGCAAAAACAGCGAAGCCGCAACUGAAUACCUCAGCGCUGCAGCAGAAGCCAAAAAAGCAAUAAACCGGCGCCUUGAGGCCUUGCAGCUAGUGGCUCGGACGACAUCAGCUCUGAAGCAGACAGUAACAGGUGCGCCGCAAGCAGCAUCAGCGAACGCUGCGUGCCAGGGGUCAACCGAGUACGCGAGUGAAGCCGAAUUCACAUGCGCGCCACCAGAAGCAGGCGAACUAAAGACGGCAGAAGUGCAAACGAAGCUCCACACCGCGACGCACAUCAAGCUUACCAGCUUUAAAGCGCUAAACGAAUUGGUUGCGGCUCCAAAAAUAACGAUAACCGCCACGGCCGGUACAACACCGUUUGCAAGCCCGGGACAAACGCCGGGAACUUGCCAAACCAGCGGCGGGCAGAACAUCGCAGCAGGAACCAACCAUGUCCAGUACGCGGUAAGCUCAGCAACUGUGCUGAAAACCCAGACGCCAGCGGCACAACCAAUCGACUCUGACUCCGAAAGACCAGAGGAACCAACAGCCAAAAAGGCAACUGUAACCGCAUGGCUGGACAUCAAGUUUGUGACCGCAGCCUUGAAGAACCUGAAGACCGCCUAUAACCAAAAACAGAUAGACUUAAGCCAAGCGACUCAUAGCACGCUAGCGGGGCUAGCUGGCUUCAAAACCGUCAUAGCAAACCUGUUUGUCGGCGCCGAACCUCCUGCAAACAACCAAGAGACAGAAUACAACAAUAAAAUAGCAGACAUAAUCAAGCAAACCUAUGGCCCCGAACCGGGGGACUUCAAAAGAAAAUUUGUAACCGAACUAGCCAACCAAGACGUCAAGUACACCAAAGCAGGCAACGAACAAGAGAAGAAACUUGGUGCUCUAAGUAAAGGUGCCGACUUAUCUAUUGCACUUAGUUUUAUAAUUAACAAGCGCCACGAAUCUCAAUUACAAAAAGCAGCAAAAGCUGUUUCGACAGUGCCCAAACAAAACUGCACAGGCAAAACAAAGGAAAAGUGCAAAGACGCCUGUGAGUGGAAAGGCACUGAUGACAAAGGGGAGUGCAAACCUAAAGAUGAAGAAGGACAGACAAACGCAGCGGGAACACAGGGCGCUGAAACAGAAGGCAAAGAUGACAAAAACAACACAAACACCACAGGAAGCAAUUCUUUUGUCAUUCAUAAGGCCCCUCUUUUGCUUGCAGUUUUUGUUUCGAUAAUUUAUUUUCUAAAAAUUUCUGCUCAAUUUUAA
This is a messenger RNA of Trypanosoma brucei brucei TREU927, 1530 nucleotides long. It is a transcript of the gene Tb927.3.490, whose product is annotated as variant surface glycoprotein (VSG), putative. The coding region runs from base 1 to 1530 and encodes 509 amino acids. NCBI's taxonomy places the organism in Eukaryota, Euglenozoa, Kinetoplastea, Trypanosomatida, Trypanosomatidae. The transcript has a single exon. The record is from RefSeq and is a predicted model, not a curated record.